AUGUUUCAACAAUUCAACAGAACAACAAGACAAUUUCCACCACUCCUCAGGAGUAUCCAAUUGAGACACUUCACUCAAUAUGCAAAAAACCCACAAAUACAUAUCCAUGAAAACCCACCGCACCAUUAUAAUUUUUCAUUGUCAAAAAACCCAAAUGCUCUAAUUAUCGGCAACUCACAAAGUACCGACCCUAAACCAGAUAACUUUACCAUUAAUAAGGAGUUUGUCGAUCUAUUGCACAAGACUUUCGAAAAUAAGAUUUACGAUGAUUUCACAUUCAUAAUGGAGGCUGGAACAAAUGCCAAUUCUUUUAUGCCCAUUUAUGAUUUCAGAGAUAUUCCCAAAUAUUCAAGACAACCAUAUAUUGGUAAUGUAUUUGGGUAUUUACAGGUUGAUGGCAAUGCCAAGAUUAUACCAGGAAGCUGGCAACGAAACGAUAUGUAUGAGUUGUGUAAUGGUAAGGAUGGGUUAUGUCAUUUUAGUGAAUACAUGUAUGAAACAUUGCAGCAAGAAUGUGAAAACGCUAAGAGUUAG
This is a messenger RNA of Lodderomyces parapsilosis, 534 nucleotides long. RefSeq lists its product as uncharacterized. The coding region runs from base 1 to 534 and encodes 177 amino acids. The transcript has a single exon. The record is from RefSeq and is a predicted model, not a curated record. NCBI's taxonomy places the organism in Eukaryota, Fungi, Ascomycota, Pichiomycetes, Serinales, Debaryomycetaceae.